AGCUACUAAGAAGUCUGAACUUGUUGAUACUGCAAAAUUUUUCGCAAAGCGUUAAUCAGUCAAGGCUUGACUAUACAUCCUAACAGUAGUGAUUCCCUUGAGGAAAUAAUAAAACGGAUUAACUUGUUCAGAAACCUUGAGCAAGCUACGGUUAUUUAAGCAGACCCCCCAUCAAAGUUCAGAGCGAAUCCACCGGGCAAACCAUAUCACAAAAUGUCCCAUGCUGACGCCGUUUUUCAAUCGCGCUCGAAUGGCAUCUCGGCCGAGGGGGUCCGCGAUCAGUAUGCGGACGGUAAGGCUGCGCAAGUUUGGGAGGUAUUCAUCGGCGACAAAAAGUCCCGCACGGAAAACUAUCGCAAUUUUUUAGUGGAGAAGCUGCGCGACAGUGGAUGCAAACGCGUACUGGAUGUGGCAUGUGGAACGGGGGUGGACUCGAUCCUGCUUUUGGAGGAAGGAUUCGAAGUUGUUUCGAUUGAUGCGUCUGAUAAGAUGCUCAAGUAUGCCCUAAAGGAACGCUGGAAUCGGAGGAAAGAACCUAGUUUUGAUAAUUGGGUAAUUGAAGAGGCAAACUGGCUUACGCUGUACGACGACAUCCAACACCUGAUAGGAGACGGCUUCGACGCGGUCAUUUGUCUAGGAAACUCAUUUGCCCAUCUGUUGGAUAGUUAUGGCGACCAGCGCAAACAGAUUCAGGCUAUCGAAAACUUUGAAAAAUGUGUCAAACCAGGCGGUCUGCUGCUGAUUGAUCAUCGGAACUAUGACAACAUAAUGGACACUGGAGCAACCCCCUCAAAGUGUAUUUACUAUAACAGUCGACACACGACCGAUAUCAAAACGUCGGUACUGUACGUGGCCGCAAAACCCACACUUGUCACGAUGGAUUACGUGAUUACUACAGCAAACGGCGAAUCCAAUGAAUUCCGUCUGUCCUACUAUCCGCACAAACUGGCCGUGUUCGAGGAUAUAUUGAAAUCAAUCUUCAGCAACGCAACAUCACACGAAAUCUACGGCGACUUCAAACCCCUCAACAAAGUCACCAAUCCCGCAUUCUACAUUCACAUAGUCGAAAAGAGCAAGUAAACUAGCCGGCCUCUUGAAGUGGUAAUUUUAAUCAUUCAGAUGAAUGAAGGUGAUAAUUAAUAAAAAUAAUACUCUCAA
Molecule: messenger RNA, 1158 nt
Organism: Toxorhynchites rutilus septentrionalis
Lineage: Eukaryota; Metazoa; Arthropoda; Insecta; Diptera; Culicidae
Product: glycine N-methyltransferase
Exons: 4
Coding region: 214-1080 (288 amino acids)
Biological process (GO): one-carbon metabolic process; regulation of gluconeogenesis; protein homotetramerization
Cellular component (GO): cytosol
Molecular function (GO): glycine binding; identical protein binding; glycine N-methyltransferase activity
Source: RefSeq, a predicted model, not a curated record